GGCUGCACAAAAUUCAGCACAUCCGCGGACGGACAGUGCCGGCGCAAUUCAAUUCUAGGCACUCUACGUAUCACCCAGCACUUUUUACCGCCGGCGCGCUAGUCAUCACAAACCUGCGAACCAUCAAUACCCAACUUCGCAACAACUCUCCAUUUUUUCUUUCUGAACUUGAACAUUUUGGUCAUGCAACUGGCGUUUGGGGUAGGAAGGGGCAAGAGCAGGUAGAGAGACGAUCGUCUAGCGCGAAGCAAUGUCUCGCCCUCAAGGUAUUUUGUGGACAAAGCCUAAGUGGGAUCAUGAUUCACGAUGAUCAUCGAUGCUCGGACGUGGCGAUGCGUUCCCACGAUCACCUAUUAUCUUCCUGGCGCAUUCAAAGUUACUUCUGCCGGAAGCCCCUGCCUCACGGUCUUCAGGUGCUUCACAUCAGCACAGAGGUCAGUGUACUGCCAAGUCGUAGCCAGCAGACACUCCCGCUUCGCCACUUGUCCGCGCUCCUUUAGUAAGAUCGUCAUAAUGUCUCGACCCAAGCGGAUCUCUACCCUCCCUCCUUCCCUUACCCUGCACCACCCUUCGUCGUUGCCCUUGUCAAAUAGCCUUCUUCCACACUGCGAUUCGAUAUCCUUGUCUUGUUUUUUCUCUCGAAAUCGGCACCUCAUAAGGUACUCAGCCACCUUCUCUUCCUCUAGCAAAUCUCAUGACCUCGAAAAUCGCAUCUGCGCGAGAUCCGCGCGCCAAAAAGCAGGCCUGCGACCUGCUCGAACGGCAAGCGUCGAGGCGGAUUGACUCGCGAAGGGUCGUCAAGUCUUCGCUCGGAUUUGCAAGCGUCGUGGCACGUGUUUGAGGGUCAACAUGUGGUCCGACGCGUUUCAUUCAAGAUUUUGAGAGCCACGCUCGCACUUGAUCAAGGGCACAGCUCC
Messenger RNA from Ceraceosorus guamensis, 917 nucleotides. RefSeq lists its product as hypothetical. The transcript has a single exon. Lineage: Eukaryota; Fungi; Basidiomycota; Exobasidiomycetes; Ceraceosorales; Ceraceosoraceae. Bases 307 to 783 code for a protein of 158 amino acids. The record is from RefSeq and is a predicted model, not a curated record.